CUAAACAUGUAACCCUUGAAGUCAACUGCAGUCUCAACUAAUUGUAUUUAUCCCCACAUAGAGGAUUGGUUAUGAACCACAAGAUGGCUGCACUCUGGCUAACGUUAGCUAGCUAGCAAGCGAGCCUAUCAGAGUUAACUAACGUUAGCUAGCUAAAGCUAGUUAUCGCUCACCGGAGGCGAUGGCCACGUAUUUCUUGACGUUGUCGUUCCCCUUGAUGAAGUCCGCAGAAGAAUUCAACGCGUGCUGGUUGACGACGAACGUUCCUCCUCCCACUCACAGGAGCUCAAGAAGCUCCACUCGGUUCAUCACGCACACGCAACAUCGAGGAGAAAAUCCAAAACGUGUUAUGUCAACUGGACCGGGUCAGGGCUACGAUGUUUUUGACAAGUUCAUUAAAUUAUCAUAAUUAUUAGAGACAAUUAUGGGGGCAUUUUUUGCCCCUCUCCAAGUGAUAUCAGGGGCAAAAUUAUAUUUCUUAGGGCCAGUUUUGCCCUUGUGUAUUUCCAACGCUGGUUUAGACAACAUCAUGUAAAUUGGAUGCUGUUUGUUACAUAACACUGACUUCCUGUUGCCAGUAGGUGGCGCUAUGUGACUCUUAGUGACAAUUGGCUUGCAGACAUACUCAGACCAUGACUGUUGUCAAGCAUGGCCAGUUUGGGACAGAUGGAGUUACAUGAGAUUGUUUAAUGGAAAUUCACGUAAAAUGGUCUCCACGCCACGGCUAUACCGCUCCGAGAAACGUAAAGCGUUUGAUAACUUUUAAUCACUACGGUCUUUAGAUUGUACUGACUGACUUUGAAGUGGAUCUGACAAAUCUCCUGGGAGGACUUCGUUACAAUAUAGCACUUAUAGAAAAAUUAAAAUGGCCGACUUCCGGUAUAGUUCAGAGCAUGGUUCGUGUGUGCAGGUGGAACGUAGCGCUAGGGCUGCUUUGUUGUUGUUGGAUGGGGCGCUAUUGAGGCUUUUUUUUUUUUUGAAAAGCCAAAAGCCAUAUCAAAUAUUUAUUUCCAUAACCUUUUUCCAUGUGUUGAAAGGUUGUGACCACCCCAAGAGAAAUCUGCUUAUUUUUUCAACAGCGUUGAACGAGCACUUACAAUAUUCAUGAUGAAAUAUCAUCGAUGUGUUAUGGCUCUACUUACACAAUUUGAGACUAAUCUGGUCAACUGGCUAGGAGACAUCACACUACAUCUCAGAGACGUCCAGCAGCUGUUGGUGGUUCAAGAAGAGGUUCCCCCUGAGCAGCAGGACUGGAGCUCCAGUCUGGACCAGGAGGACCCAGAGCCCCCCCACAUUAAAGAGGAACAGGAGGAACUCUGGAUCAGUCAGGAGGGAGAGCAGCUUCAAGGUCUGGAGGAGGCUGGUAUCAGGUUCUCAUUCAGUCCUGUGACAAGUGACGAUGAUGAUGAAGAGGACUGUGGAGGACCAGAACCAGACCUCCAGCAGCUGUUGGUGGUUCAAGAAGAGGUUCCCCCUGAGCAGCAGGACUGGAGCUCCAGUCUGGACCAGGAGGACCCAGAGCCCCCACACAUCCCCCACAUUAAAGAGGAACAGGAGGAACUCUGGAUCAGCCAGGAGGGAGAGCAGCUUCAAGGCCUGGAGGAGGCUGGUAUCAAGUUCCCAUUCGCUCCUGUAAAGAGUGAAGAUGAUGAUGAUGAAGAGGAAGGUCAGUCCUCACAGCUUCAUCAGAACCAAACUGAAGAGAACAGAGAGGCAAAACAUUUGAAAACAGAAGCUGAUGUAGAGGAAGUCGGAUCCGAGAAACACACUGAAUCCAAAACGGGCGUGAAACCAUUUCAAUGCUCGGUUUGUGGCAAAAGAUUUGCUCGCCAACGUUUUUUAACACAGCACUUGACCGUCCACACGGGAGAGAAACCAUUCAGUUGUUCCGUUUGUGAUAAAACAUUUGCCCGAAAGGGAAACCUGAAAUAUCACAUGACCGUCCACACAGGGGAGAAACCCUUUAGUUGUCCUGUGUGCGGUAAAAAAUUCCCACUGGAGCAAACUAUGAAACGGCACUUAACGGUCCACUCAGAGGAGAAACCCUUUAGUUGUUCAGUUUGUGGAAAAACAUUCCCACUAGAGCAAACUCUGAAACGACAUUUAACGGUCCACUCAGAGGAGAAACCAUUUAGUUGUUUAUUUUGUGGUAAAACAUUCGCACUAAAGGGAAGACUGAAUGAUCACAUGACUGUCCAUACAGGUGGAGAAAGCAUUCAAUUUUUCGACAUCGAGUAAAAAAUGAACAACACAGAAAAGUAUGAAACGACAUUUAAAGUCCACAUGGGAAAAACUAGUUAGUCGUUGAGUUUGCUAUAAAAGAUUCUCUUGUCUCUGCUAUUUAAAAACUCACCAUUGUAUUUGUGAGAGCAUCAGAAAUAAAUGAGACCUGGUUAAACACUUAACUGUCAGGCUGAUAGUUUAUUCAGCUAAGAUGAAGCUUGCUUCUAUGAUAUUGGCUCAUAUGUGAUGUAUUGUCAUGUUUAUAUUAAUAAAAAAUGUUUGAAAUUGGCAAA
This is a messenger RNA of Cyclopterus lumpus (lumpfish), 2516 nucleotides long. RefSeq names its product oocyte zinc finger protein XlCOF8.4-like. Gene Ontology annotation, molecular function: RNA polymerase II cis-regulatory region sequence-specific DNA binding; DNA-binding transcription factor activity. Gene Ontology annotation, biological process: regulation of transcription by RNA polymerase II. Bases 1105 to 2238 code for a protein of 377 amino acids. The record is from RefSeq and is a predicted model, not a curated record. NCBI's taxonomy places the organism in Eukaryota, Metazoa, Chordata, Actinopteri, Perciformes, Cyclopteridae. The transcript has 3 exons.